Molecule: messenger RNA, 1177 nt
Organism: Hemibagrus wyckioides
Lineage: Eukaryota; Metazoa; Chordata; Actinopteri; Siluriformes; Bagridae
Gene: rab21
Product: RAB21, member RAS oncogene family
Exons: 7
Coding region: 243-902 (219 amino acids)
Biological process (GO): Rab protein signal transduction
Molecular function (GO): GTP binding; GTPase activity
Source: RefSeq, a predicted model, not a curated record
CGCCAUUAGACUGGCUCAGCAACACAGACUCACAGAGGCGGAAAUAUUAUUUUCUCUCCUCUUUUUUUUUUUUUUUUUUUUUACUCGCUCACUCGGGGAGUUUCACCCCGCCGCCUCUCCCCCUCUUCUUUCCAAUUUCAUACCACCCGAAUAUAGAUAUCUAAUGUGAGGCAAUCAGGAGACGCGCGCUCGGUUUUACUUUCUUUGCUGAAGUUGAAGAAGGAGACCUCCUCCUCUCCACCAUGGCGGCUGGCGGCAGUACAGCUCACAGAACAUACUCCUUCAAGGUGGUGUUGUUAGGGGAAGGCUGCGUGGGAAAGACCUCACUGGUCCUGCGUUAUUGUGAAAACAAGUUCAACGACAAACACAUCACGACCCUCCAGGCUUCGUUCCUUACAAAGAAGCUCAACAUCACAGGGAAGAGAGUCAAUCUGGCUAUCUGGGACACAGCCGGACAGGAACGGUUUCACGCUCUCGGCCCGAUCUACUACAGAGACUCCAACGGAGCCAUUUUAGUCUACGACAUCACCGAUGAAGACUCCUUCCAGAAGGUGAAAAACUGGGUGAAAGAGUUGAGGAAAAUGUUGGGAAACGAAAUCUGUUUAUGUAUAGUAGGUAAUAAAAUUGAUCUGGAAAAAGAGAGACAUGUUUCAGUGGAAGAGGCCGAGGCGUACGCAGAGUCAGUUGGGGCAAAACACUAUCACACAUCAGCUAAAUUAAACAAAGGAAUCGAAGAGCUGUUCCUCGACCUGUGUAAAAGAAUGAUGGAGACCGCGCAGGUGGAGGAGAGAUCUAAGGGGAACGGGACGAGCCACAUAAGCACAGGACGAAGAGGCGUUCAGAUCAUCGAUGAUGAACCACAAGCCGCUACUGCAGCUGGAGGGUGCUGUUCAUCAGGCUAGGACUCCACCCCCUCGCUCUCUCUCUCUCUCUCUCUCUAGCUCUGUAACACUGAUGGCUGCAGCAGUGAUUUGUUUUGCUGUUGACUGCAAAAUUGAAAUACAGCAUCUAAUGGAUCUCAUCAGUUACUUGUUAACUGUGGUAACCUGAUCUCUCUCGCUCUGUCUCUCUCUCUGUCUCUCUCUCUCUGUCUCUCUCUCUUAGUCUGUCUCUCUCUCUCUCUCUCUGUCUCUCUCUCUUAGUCUGUCUCUCUCUCUCUCUCUCUCUCACAUACACA